Molecule: messenger RNA, 173 nt
Organism: Meloidogyne enterolobii
Lineage: Eukaryota; Metazoa; Nematoda; Chromadorea; Rhabditida; Meloidogynidae
Source: the annotation of a GenBank genome assembly
UUUUUAAGGGGAAUAUUCACAUGUUAAAAAUUUUUAUUGUUGCUCAAAAUAAUUAUUUAGUAACCUUUUUAAUUCUAUUAAUUAUGGUGUCUAUUUCAUCAAUUAAAGCGCUAAUUUUGUCUGGAGGUCGUGAAUCUUUUGCUAGGUCUUUUAGAAUAAAAGGAGAAAAUUAA